Molecule: messenger RNA, 989 nt
Organism: Pongo pygmaeus (Bornean orangutan)
Lineage: Eukaryota; Metazoa; Chordata; Mammalia; Primates; Hominidae
Gene: RPS29
Product: ribosomal protein S29
Exons: 3
Coding region: 724-894 (56 amino acids)
Biological process (GO): cytoplasmic translation
Cellular component (GO): cytosolic small ribosomal subunit; ribosome
Molecular function (GO): structural constituent of ribosome; zinc ion binding
Source: RefSeq, a predicted model, not a curated record
UCGUGAUCAUUACAGCUGAUUUUAAGUUGUUUUGUAAAUUUAUUCCAGUAGGUGUCACUGGUGAGUCGAGGAAAAACUCCUUUCCCAAGUGUAACGUUUUAAUUAAAAGAAAGUAAAAGGUUUAAUCAAUAAAAGAGACUAUGGAAUAUUCAUUUCUUGAGAGUCCAAAAUUAACGUAUUUAUUGUUCAAAAGAGACGGGGUCUCGCUAUGUUGCCCAGGCUGGAGUGCAGUGGCUAUUCACAGGCGCGAUCCCACUACUGAUCAGCACGGGAGUUUUGACCUGCUCCGUUUCCGACCUGGGCCGGUUCACCCCUCCUUAGGCAACCUGGUGGUCCCCCGCUCCCGGGAGGUCACCAUAUUGAUGCCGAACUUAGUGCGGACACCCGAUCGGCAUAGCGCACUACAGCCCAGAACUCCUGGACUCAAGCGAUCCUCCAGCCUCAGCCUCCCGAGUAGCUGGGACUACAGGCACGCGCCACCGCGCCCGGCGGUCGGAUACUCGCGCGGAAUAGCACUAGAAGCUGUGGUAUGGUGACGUCAUCAACUGGGCCAGCCCACAACGCCUCUAAGAUUUCAUUUUACUCACCCAGCGAAACAACUUGACCGCACUGCGCACGCGUUUCCUUUGAGCACUGCAUUCUGGGUAAACUGUCUCAAAAAUUUGAAGAGCGCAUGCGUGGGCUAGCUUCUUCCUUUUACCUCGUUGCACUGCUGAGAGCAAGAUGGGUCACCAGCAGCUGUACUGGAGCCACCCGCGAAAAUUCGGCCAGGGUUCUCGCUCUUGUCGCGUCUGUUCAAACCGGCACGGUCUGAUCCGGAAAUAUGGCCUCAAUAUGUGCCGCCAGUGUUUCCGUCAGUACGCGAAGGAUAUCGGUUUCAUUAAGUUGGACUAAAUGAUCUUCCUUCAGAGGAUUAUCCGAGGCAUCUACUCAGUGAAAAACCAUGAUAAUUCUUUGUACAUAAAAUAAACAUUUGAAAAAACCCUUCA